AUGGAGCUGCUCAAUAGUAAGUUGACAAAGACACUAUUAAGUUCUCUUCAAAAUCUUCCCUUACAUAGCAAUACACUGGCCCAACUCGAAAGAAAAUGCCUUACUAGAAAUAUCAAAGCGACGAAAUCUUUUAAAAUUCCCUUACUUACGUUGAUAAACAGUUAUGAGAAAGCUCAAGCUAGCGGUCAAUCUAAACUAUCGAAUAAAACUUUGGAAUCAAUAAUAUAUCAUACUUAUUUUGAAUGGACUAAUGACCUGGCAUCUCAUUUAAAACCAUUUCAGAGACAAUAUUCUACCCUCCUUACAUUUUGGCCGCAUAUUUACCACUCUAAGAUAGACUCCAAGAAGAAUUCCAUAAUAUUAACGUGGAAUAAAAGCAGCAACUCUAAAAAUAUGUUGAGAGAACUUCUCAGCCAUUUAAAUUAUACUCAAUCAUUAGUCCCUCAGAAAAAAGACUUCCAAGUGAUCUUUAAGAAAAUCUACCAGCAUUAUAUAUUUCUAUCAUUGAAUCCGAGCUUAUGUUCCAACGGGAAGCGAUUACCAUCACCCAUUGUAGAAAUACCGAUGAAUGCUAUGGGCUAUGAUAUACCGAAAAAGAGGAUAAAUAAUUUAUUGAGAAGCAAAAUUGCAAGAACAUGGAACUAUUUAGCGAUUACCAAUCCGAUUUUGAAUCUCGAAAAUGAAGCACAGUUAGAUGAGAUUAUUAACGGAUCGAGCGCAAUAAAGUCAAGGCAACUGAGGAAAUUAUACCGGCGUGCAUGUAGUAAUAGUUAUGUGAUUAAGAAUGAAGAUGACAAUAAUAUUGAAUUUCAAAAAAGCAAGAAGCUCAAUUGGCUCAAUUUUUAA
Messenger RNA from Naumovozyma dairenensis CBS 421, 846 nucleotides. It is a transcript of the gene GEP5, whose product is annotated as Gep5p. The record is from RefSeq and is a predicted model, not a curated record. The transcript has a single exon. NCBI's taxonomy places the organism in Eukaryota, Fungi, Ascomycota, Saccharomycetes, Saccharomycetales, Saccharomycetaceae. Bases 1 to 846 code for a protein of 281 amino acids.